UCUCCCCGACUCCCUUCCUAAUGCAGAAGAACUCCCUCUCUCUUUAAAUCUCUAACCUUCCCCCAAAUCCUUAACCUCACGCACGAAAUCUCUUCCUUUUAUAAAGAGACCUAAUGCAGAAGCACUCCCUUUCUCACUCUAAAUCUCUACCCUCUAUGGGCUAUGGCAUUCCUACUACAAUGUUUUCAAAUAUAUUGAUUGGACUGGCUCAAUAUAUUCCGAGAAUGGUCAGGAUUGAGACAUAACGCCGAAAUCCGAUCCAACAUAAGCCAAGGAGGAGCAGAAUGGGCGAUGAUUGUUGUGAACCUUUGCCACUGUCCAUUGGUGCGAAGAAGGGGUUGGGGCUAAGGCUGUCUCUCUUGAAGCCGAGGAGGAGCCAAAGUGAAAGCGAUGAUUGCUCUGAACCAUUGUCACAGUCCCAAGUGUCACUUUGGAGCUUUAGGGGCCUCCGCUGGGCUGCUAUUGCUGUGGACUAGAAGAGUAGUAAAGAAAGUUGAUGGGGCUGUGGGAAAUUAUUCAAUUUAUGAAUCAGCACUUAACCACCUUAAGAGUGUGGGGCUGCUUGCCGAUGGUUUUGGUUCAACCCUAGAGAUGCAUAGAAGGGACCUGAUAUGGGUGGCCUAUCGAUUACAAAUUGAGGCAGCUGAAUCCUUGAAUGGGAUAAGAAUGGAAAUGACUAAUGCUACCUUUCCUCUUCUGAAAGGUGUGGUUGCUACCACAGAUGUUGUUGAAGCGUGUAAAGAUGUCAAUAUUGCCGUUAUGCUUGGUGGAUACCCACGGAAGGAUUACAUUAAGGAAGGAUAUGUUGUCUACAAAAGAACCCUUAGUGAAAUAACAAAAAUUAUGUGGGACUCUGAUAAUAAGAUGGAUGUUGAAGUGAAAUUGGAGGUACAUUAUGGGGGUGCUUUUGUGUGGAACCCUAGUUUAGAGUACUUUGGUGGGAAAGUUGAAGUAGUGUAUAGGGAUGCUGAUUUGCUUGGUUAUUUUGAAAUAAAAGCUAUAUGUGAGGAAUUGGGGAUUGAUGAAUCGUGUAGGGUUCAUUAUUUAGGUCCUGGGGGCAACUUGGAGCAGGACUUAAGGCUCAUAGAAGAUGAUCAAGAUGUAGAACCCUUGUGGAAGCCUAAUGAGGGAGGGCCAAGAGACACCAUCAUACUGUAUGUGGAGAGUGGUAAUGCUCUACUUGCAGUUGAAGUUCCUGAUGGUGCAGGGGUUGGUGUAGGAGCUGGUGCAGGGGCUGCUAUAGGGGAUGCAGGGGCUGGUGUAGGGGGUGGUGCAGGAGCUGCUACAGGGGGUGAUGGUGUGGAGGAGGAGUUUGAUUGGUUGAAUGAGGGCUUGGAAGGAGAAGACUUUGCUGAUGACAUUUUUGGUGAGUCUUCUCCACCUCACAUAGUGCCACAUGAGCCUAACACUAUUCCAACCACUAAUACACCUCAUCCAAACAUUGAUACACCUCAGCCAAACACAGAUGCACCUGGCCCAAGCAAUGUUCCUCCUCCAAACAUAGAUUUAGAUGAAGAGUGGGCUGAACCAGCUUUAGAGGAUGAUAUUGCAAGUGUGGAUAGUUCUGAUGAUGAGCAGGGGCCUGGCAAUUUGGAGUUCAAUGAGAGGACCAUUGUUGUCAAAAUCGCGAUCUGGAUCGUAGGAUCGCACGAUUUCACGAUCCUACCUCACCAAAACGAUUAGAAUCGCACUAGGAUCGUAAAAAUGGUAGGAUCGUAUGUAGGAUCGUGUAGGAUCGUAUAGGAUCGUAGGAUCGUAUGGGAUUCUACCGAUCCUACCAAAAACAUAAUUUUUUUGUUUUUUUUUGGAUAAAUUUUUUGUUUUGAUGAAGAUUUAAGGAUUUUUAUUUUUUCAUGUUGUGAUGGUAUGACUUUUUAUUUUUUAUUUUAUAAAAUUAUGUCAACCUAAGCAAAUGUUUUCUAGUUUCUAGUUCACUUGUAAUCAAAAUGAAAGAAUGUUUCAUCAUUUCUAAAUGAAGAAUUUGACUUGGCUUUGCUGCAUUUUAAGCUAUAAUAUUGUUAAAUUUGUUUGAUCAAUAUACUAAUUUGUGUUCUAAUAUUACUAAAAUAUUUUUUUUUAUAUAAUUUUAUUAGUUAUGCUUGUAUUUGUAUAUAGAUUGAUUGAUUUUUUUGAGUAUACUCUUUAAUUGUUGCUGAGUGGUAUAACUUGAAUAGUUGAGUGUGAAAUUGUAUCUUGAUAUCUUUUACAACUCUAGUAUACAAAUAUAUAAUGUCUACAUAGAUGAUGAAAUGAAUGAUGAUGAUUAGGAAUUUAAGACGGUGGUUAUAAGAACCUUAGAAUGGGAAUAAUUAAAUAUUCACCUUAUCUUAAUAUUCAUCUUACUUUUGAAUUUCAUAUUGUAAUUAGCUAGUUUCCAUUUGCUAACUUAUUUUGGAUUUCAAAUUUGGAACUUGGAACUUAAAAAUAUUUUCCUUAUGUUUUGAUAAAUAUUUUGGUAUUUGGUUGCUAAUUAAAUGUUUAUUGAACUUUUUAGAUACAUUAAGUCAAAACUUAAAUAUAUUUGUUUCGUUAGUAUAGACUUAGCGAUGUAUGACAUGCAAAUUACAUCAUAUGAUGCAAAUCUAAGUUUUUUUAUGGAUGAAUUUAUAAUUUACGUAAUUAUUCAACAUACAAAGUCAUUAUCAAUGUGUUUUUUGCUUUAAAUCUGAAAAUAUGUAGGAUCUUACGAUUCACGAUCCGAUCCUACGAUCUACGAUCUUACCUACCUUCAACAAUCUUACAUAGGAUCCCGAUUUUGACAACCUUGGAGAGGACUGAUAUGGAAAAUGUUAGGUUGGCAAAAGGGAUGAAGUUCCCAAACUCCCAGGUGUUUAGGAAGGCUUUGAGGGAGUAUGUGAUUCAGAAUCACAUUGAUGUCAAGUGGAAGUUGAAUGAGAAGAAGAAGAUUUAUGUAUAUUGUAAGAACAAUUGUGGAUGGAGGUGUUAUGCCUCAAUGGUGACUGGAGAGUGCACAUUUGAGAUCAAGACACUUUAUCCUGAGUGUACUUGCCCCCUAUCAUUUAAAAAUGGGCAAGUUACAUCAGCCUAUGUGGCAAAGAGGUAUUUGGAGGAUUUUGGUAAGAAUCCUAAUUGGGAGGUCUCAAGUGUUAAGCACCAUGUGAUGCAGAAGAUUUUAGUUGAUUUAAGUCUUAGUCAGGUGUAUAGAUCAAGGAAGGCAGCUAGGGGGCUGAUUACUGGGAAUGAAGAGGCUCAGUAUGGCCUACUUAGAGAUUAUGCAGAAAUGAUAUUAAGGACAGAUGUAGGAAGUAGGGUGAUUCUGCAAACAGAGAUGGAAAAUGAGAAUGCAGAGCCCAAGUUUAAAAGGAUGUACAUUAGGUACAAUGCUCAGAAGGUUGGCUUUCUAGGUGGUUGUAGACCCUUUGUUGGGCUGGAUGGAUGCCACUUGAAGGGUAGGUUUGGUGGGCAAUUGUUGUCUGCCACUGCCAAGGAUGGAAAUGACAAUAUAUUCCCAGUGGCAAUGGCUAUGGUUGAGCAAGAGAACAAGGAUAGCUGGACCUGGUUCUUGGAGCAGUUUGCUGAUGACAUUGGCAGGCCAGAUGAGCUCAAUCUGGUAUUCAUCAGUGACAGGUAAAAGGCCUUUUACCUGCAAUGGAGACUCUAUUCCCAACUGUGGAGCACAGGUAUUGUGUGAAGCACAUAUACAACAACUUCAAGGUUAACCACAAGGGCAUGGAGUUGAAAAGUGUACUGUGGAGGUGUGCUGGCACAACAUCAGCCAAGGAAUUUGAGAGAGGGAUGGACCAUCUUAAGAGUUUGGAUGAAGAAGCUUGGCAGUACCUGACUGAUAUAGAGCCUGCACAGUGGACCAGAUCCCACUUUUCUUCAAGAGCUUUGACAGAUUGUAUGGUAAACAAUCUGAGUGAGAGUUUUAACUCUAUGAUUGUGAAGGCUAGAGACAAGCCCAUCUUAUCAAUGCUGGAGUGGAUCAGAGUUAGGCUUAUGAGCACGCUGUAUAUAAAGAAGGCUGGCAUAGAAAAGUAUGGUGGCAAUUUGUGUCCAAGCAUACAAAAAAGUUGGAGCAGUUAAAAUUAAAGUGUAAGAGUUUCUGUGCAGUUCCUUCUGGGAGGUUUGUGUAUGAGGUUGACAAUGAGAGGGAAAGGCAUGUGGUGGACUUGGUAAAUAGGACAUGCAGUUGUAGAGUAUGGGAUUUGACAGGAAUCCCUUGCAAGCAUGGAGUUGCAGCCAUUUUUGUUAAUCGUGAGAAACCAGAAGACUACACCCAUCCAUGCUACUACAAGGAUGCUUAUGUGGAGACAUACAAGACACCCAUACCUCCCAUGCCUGGCCAGUCUGAGUGGAUUUCAAGUGGCCAACCCAAGCCUGUUGCACCUACUGUCUAUAAGCCACCAGGCAGGCCACCCAUGAAGAAGAAGAGAGAUGCUGAUGAGCCGAACCCUUAUAAGGUGUCUAGAGGAAACAUACCAGUGAGGUGUGGAAGGUGUCAACAGGAAGGGCACAAUGCAAGGGGAUGCAAGGCCAAUGUCACUGGUGAGACAGCAUAGGAGAGGAGGCAAAGAUUGCAGAAAGGGAAAUCUGGAAGUGGAAGGCCUUCUACACAUAGACAAGGAUCCCAGGCCCCAUCUUCAUCACAGACCCAAUCCUCAGCUCAGCCCCCACCAACACAUCAGCCUUACACUAUGGCCUCAUCCAACCAGGCAGCAGGGUCACAGCCACAAGCUCCAUGGUUAGGGCCACCAGCUCCAUGGUCACAGAACCCAAGUCAAUGGUACUCUUCAAACUUCAGGUACACAGUUAGAGGAGCUCCUUGGUUCUCUUCAAGCCAGCCAACACCACACACCCCUGCAGAAACAUGGGACAGUAGACCACUAUCAUCACAGCCUACAAGACCACCUGCUACCAGAGGAGCUGCUUUGAGAGGAAUGGGUGAUGCAGCUAGAGCUCAGAAAUGUAGAACAAGAGGUGGAAAGGCCAGCUGUGGUGGGAGAGGCAGGGGCAGGGGUAGGGGCAGGGGCAGGGGCAGUAAAUGAAGACUAAGUCAAGACACUUUUGUUGCUAUGUAUAAUGUAUUAGGGUUAUGUAGUGUUAGGGUUUUAUGUAGUGUUAGGGUUAGGCAGGGCAGACAAUGGCAGGGCAGACAAUGGCAAGAUACUUUUUGAUAUAGCUGUUCAAACACUUUUUGUAUUUUUGUAAGUUUUGUAAACAUUGGGCAGCUGCAACUGUUUUGGUUGUUGUACCAAAUGCCUUAUAUUUACUGGUGGUUGAUGAAAGACUAUUCAAUGCCACCUUAAAAUAUGUAUACAAUUUCCCAACUUAAUGACAGGUGUUCAGAAUUAUUGUUUUGAUUA
Molecule: messenger RNA, 5327 nt
Organism: Quercus robur (English oak)
Lineage: Eukaryota; Viridiplantae; Streptophyta; Magnoliopsida; Fagales; Fagaceae
Exons: 9
Coding region: 391-1683 (430 amino acids)
Biological process (GO): tricarboxylic acid cycle; malate metabolic process; fatty acid biosynthetic process
Molecular function (GO): L-malate dehydrogenase (NAD+) activity; acyl carrier activity; fatty acyl-[ACP] hydrolase activity
Source: RefSeq, a predicted model, not a curated record